AUGAGUGUGUGGGUAUAUCUCGACAAACUUAGAUUACAGCUUGAAGGGCCUGUGGUUCUCCGUGACCUCAAAAUUGAACUUCUUGGUGAAAAUGCCCACCAUAUAUAUUUUACAAACAACGGGAGGAAACUAGCAGAAAAUGCCAUUAUUAAAGAAGGUGUCGUCCGCGCUUAUUCAAGAGUCCUGGGCGGCAAAGGUGGAUUUGGAUCCAUGCUUCGAGCCAUAGGUGCGCAAAUUGAGAAGACAACAAAUCGUGAGGCUUGCAGAGAUUUGAGCGGUAGACGGUUAAGAGAUAUUAAUGAAGAAAAAAGGCUUAAAAAUUGGAUUGCACAACAAGCUGAACGAGAGCGGGAAGCUGCAGAGAAAAGGAAGAAGAAGUUGGAGCGGUUAUGUUUUGAGCCAAAACAUGACUUCAGUGAUCAGAAUUAUGAAAAAGCACGAACAGAGCUUACAGAGAAGGUUCAUGAUGCUGUAGAACAAGGUUUCCGUUCUGCAUCAACGUCUACCUGCACAACUGAAUCAAAGAGAAAGUUGGAAUCACAGGGAGGUAGCCAAGUUAAGAAAAAGAAAUCAUGCCUGUGGGUAGAUGAUUUUGAUGAAGAUGACAUCAGUUCUAAUGACAGUGAUUCAGAUGAGAUUCAAGUUGAUAACAAGCAGAAUCUCAAGAAUUUUGUAGAAGAGAGUAAACUGAAGGAAGAAAAAGACACAGAAGACAAUCUAUACAAUUGUUCUCAGGAACUAAAAGAAAAAUUGAAGCAGGAGGGGAACUGUGCCGAACAUGAAAAUCCCAGAAAUAAAGAAGUUUCAUCUUGUGAUAAGUCUGAGAAAACUUCACCAACAAGUGAAGCAUCACUAUCUCCUGAAAGUGACAAGAGCGAUGUGUGCUGUGACAGCAGUACAUCUGAAAGAGAUUCUGGUAUUGCUUCUAAUGCUUCUUGUUAA
Molecule: messenger RNA, 942 nt
Organism: Gryllus bimaculatus (two-spotted cricket)
Lineage: Eukaryota; Metazoa; Arthropoda; Insecta; Orthoptera; Gryllidae
Source: the annotation of a GenBank genome assembly